UAAGUUCUACCUUGGUCAGCAACACCUACAUUUACCGUUUAGCUAUUUUAAGUGAAGCAGAUAUCAUCACUAUGGAUUCAAACACAUCAAGCUUUCUUUUGAACUCCUCAACUUUUCACUCAGUUUUCUACCAAGACAAACAGAGUGAUGACAUCAUUGAUCUUGGUCUUAGCCUCAAAACUGUUCAACAUGAGGCUUCACAUUCUUCUGCCAACUUGUAUGAUGAUGAUAUUAUGGAUUGGCCUCACUCUAAUCUCAACCUGAAGAACUCAAGCAAGAACUUUGAUGAAGAGAUAGAGGGAGUCCAGAGCAAUGAGAGAUGGGCAUAUGUGAAGGUGAAUAUGGAUAGGGUUACAAUUGGUAGGAAAAUUUGCAUACUUGAUCAUGGAGGAUACUCAAGUCUAGCUAUCCAAUUAGAAGACAUGUUUGGAAGCCAAAGCCUCUCAGGUCUAAGAUUGUUCCAACCUGAUUCAGAGUACUCAUUAUUCUACAAAGACAGAGAAGAUAAUUGGAGGAGUGUAGGUGAUGUGCCAUGGAAAGAGUUUGUAGAAUGUGUGAAGAGAUUAAGGAUUGCAAAAAGGAAUGCAGGCCUUGCUUCCUGUUCAUCCAGAUACAUCUAAAUUUUGUGUCAUUCCUCAUGUUGGGUUUCUUCAGUAGAAAGAAACCAAAACUAUCUUGAUGACCUUUUCUUUUUCUUUUCUUUUCAUAGUUCCUUGAUAACUUUAUGUUUAGUUGGUGUCUUUCCACAUAGAAUGUGAUGGAAUCAGCUUCACUAGAAGCACAUGGAAUGUUAGAGAAUAGAGAGUAAAGCAAGUACUUGAUGGAAAAUUCUCAAGGUGAUUGAUUAUUAGCAUUCAUGUGGGCUAUUACA
Molecule: messenger RNA, 871 nt
Organism: Arachis duranensis
Lineage: Eukaryota; Viridiplantae; Streptophyta; Magnoliopsida; Fabales; Fabaceae
Product: auxin-responsive protein IAA32
Exons: 4
Coding region: 72-620 (182 amino acids)
Biological process (GO): regulation of DNA-templated transcription
Cellular component (GO): nucleus
Molecular function (GO): protein binding
Source: RefSeq, a predicted model, not a curated record